Molecule: messenger RNA, 5691 nt
Organism: Leucoraja erinaceus (little skate)
Lineage: Eukaryota; Metazoa; Chordata; Chondrichthyes; Rajiformes; Rajidae
Exons: 3
Coding region: 2358-3281 (307 amino acids)
Source: RefSeq, a predicted model, not a curated record
GUGUGUAAUCUGUUCUGUGAAGGCCUCAGAGUUGUGUUAGAGAACAUUAGUGAACAAACAGCAUCGUGAAGCCCAAGGAACACACCAGACAGGUCAGGGAUAAAGUUGUGGAGAAGUUUAAAGCAGGGUUAGGUUAUAAAAAAAUAUCCCAAGCUUUGAACAUCUCACGAAGCACUGUUCAAUCCAUCAUCCGAAAAUGGAAAGAGUAUGGCACAACUACAAACGUACCAAGACAUGGCCGUCCACCUAAACUGACAGGCCGGGCAAGGAGAGCAUUGAUCAGAGAAGCAGCCAAGAGGCGCAUGGUAACUCUGGAGGAGUUGCAGAAAUCCACAGCUCAGGUGGGAGAAUCUGUCCACAGGACAACUAUUAGUCGUGCACUCCACAAAUCGGGCCUUUAUGGAAGAGUGGCAAGAAGAAAGCCAUUGUUGAAAAAAGCCAUAAGAAAUCCCAUUUGCAGUUUGCCACAAGCCAUGUGGGGGACAUAGCAAACAUGUGGAGGAAGGUGCUCUGGUCAGAUGAGACCAAAAUUGAAGGUUUUUGGCCUAAACGCAAAACGCUAUGUGUGGCGGAAAACUAACACUGCACAUCACCCUGAACACACCAUCCCCACUGUGAAACAUGGUGGUGGCAGCAUCAUGCUGUGGGGAUGUUUUUCUUCAGCAGGGACAGGGAAGCUGGUCAGAGUUGAUGGGAAGAUGGAUGGAGCCAAAUACAGGGCACUCCUGGAAGAAAACCUGUUGGAGUCUGCAAAAGACUUGAGACUGGGGCAGAGGUUCACCUUCCAGCAGGACAACGACUCUAAACAUACAGCCAGAGCUACAAUGGAAUGAUUUAGAUCAAAGCAUAUUCAAAGUCCAGACCUAAAUCCAAUUGAGAAUCUCUGGCAAGACUUGAAAAUUGCUGUUCACAGACGCUCUCCAUCCAACCUUACUGAGCUUGAGCUAUUUUGCAAAGAAGAAUGGGCAAAAAUUUCAGUCUCUAGAUGUGCAAAGCUGGUAGAGACAUACCCCAAAAGACUUGCAGCUGUAAUUGCAGCGAAAGGUGGUUCUACAAAGUAUUGACUCAGGCUGGCUGAAUACUUUUGCACGCCACACUUUUCAGUUUUUUAUUUGUAAAAUAAUUUGAAAACCAUGUAUCAUUUUCCUUCCACUUCACAAUUAUGCACCACUUUGUGUUGGUCUAUCACAUAAAAUCCCAAUAAAAUACAUUUACGUUUGUGGUUGUAACGUGACAAAAUGUGGAAAAGUUCAAGGGGUAUGAAAACUUUUGCAAGCCACUGUAUGUGUGUGUGUAUAUAUACACACACACUGAAUAUUUUCUGUUUCUGUUAUAUUCAAGUGAGACUGACUAUAAUUUUCAGGGCUCCACUGCAUCACCCUGUCCUCUCAUUAUCCACUCACCACCACAACCCAGUGCUUGGAAUCAAGAACUAGAGGACAUAGGUUUAAGGUGAAGGGGGAAAAUAUUUAAUAGGAAUCUGGGGGAUAACUUUUUUAUACAAAGUGCGGUGGCUAUAAGGAAUGAACUGCCAGAGGAGAUAAUUGAGGCAAUGUUUAAGAAGCAUAUAGACAGAUACAUGGAUAGUAUAUGUUUAGAGGGCUAUGGGCCAAACGCAGAGCAGGUGGGACUAGUAUAGAUGGGGCAUGUUAAGUGGCAUGGGCAAGUUGGGCUGAAUGGCGUGUUUCCACGCUAUUUGACUAUGACUCUAAUGCAUCCUUUCGGUAUCCAACUAUGACACAACUUCCCUGUACUUGUUGUGACCACAUUAGUGUCUGGUUAUUGGGUACUUCUAGCUAUUGCACCUCAGUCCCACAUCUUACUGGGAUCAUUGCUACUUUUAGAGAUUCUGCCAUGACACCCGGUUAGUUCAGUGUUUGGAAUGACUCUGGAAAUUUUACUUGGUUUAUGUCGACAUCCCCAAGAGAUAUUGCAAAUCAUAUUCCCCAUUCUAACAGUAAAUUAGACUAGAUUUACAAGUCUGGAAGAGAAUUGUUGACUGCCUUGUUACAGUUUGCUCUAGAGCCAUGCAGCACAGAAACGGGACCUUUGGCCCACCAAAUCCAUGUAGACCAUCAAGCAACCUCUUCAUUCAUUAAUUUUUUUUAAAUAUUUCCCUCGCAUUCUCUUAAAUUCCCCUCCUCCAUGCCAUGACUGUAUCACCUAUGUACACAACGAGAGCAAUUGGCAGUGGCCAAUUAACCUACCAACCCAUACAAGUCCAGGACAUGGUAAGAAAUUUGAGUACUCCGAUGAAACCCAUGCAAUCACAGGGAUAACACGGCCUCCAUACAGGAACACUUGAGGGCAGGAUCAAAGCUGCAUUUGCUGGAGCUGCCAGGCAGCAGCUCUACUGCAUGUGCCAUUGUGCCUUCCCCUGUGGAAAACUGACAAAUGUGCUCAUGGUUAUUGAGUUGUGCAUUUUGCUUGCAAAUGGAUUUCUGUUCAUUAGAUUUAUUUUCAAAAUAUUUUGUGUUUGGUUUAAGAAAGAAGAUGGUCGUCAGCUUUUAACAAAAUUGCUAAAUUGGGAGGAUUUUGAUGAAGAGAGAGAUUUAAAGCCGGGCAUUCUUCUUGACUAUCUGUAUAAUAUUAUUACAUUUACUGCCGAAAAAGGAUUUCCCUGGCCCAGUGUGGCAGUGGCAGCAGGCUUCUCGCAUGAAUUACUUUGUGAAACUAAAGGAAAAACUAUUCAGGAAGCUAUUGGAAAAUUGUGGGAUAAAUGUGAAAAAUACCAAAAUAAACUGAAUUCUAAUUACCUACAACAUUUAUCCAAUUAUUUACUCGUAACCUUCUUCAAACAUUAUCAUCUCUACCAGUUUGUACUGUGUGAAGUCAGAGAGGUUGAUCAAACCAUACAUGAGCUUGAGGUCCACGUACCCCAAGAAGUUCCACCUCUGAAGAAUGGAAUAGAUGUUGAGCUUUGGAACUACCAGCAACAGCUGGCUAAACUCAGUGAAGCCGAAGCUCAAUUACAGAAUGAUAUGUCAGUCUUUCGUGAAGCCAGACUGUUGAAAAAUGAACAAGAAAUGAACAAGUUUUAUAUGAACCUCAGAUUUCAAAAUAAAGAAAUUAUUGAAAAAACUGAUUUAGAAGAAAUUGUUAAAGCUGCUUACGAGAUUCAGAUGGCAGCAACUUCUGAAAUACUGCAAAAACAGAUUGAAACUGCAUUUCAGAUUCUAGAUUUAAAACUUCAGAAGAUAACUACACCCUUCCUAUCAUCCAAACUUCAACAAUCUUCAUCAAAGAAAUCUAAAGCUAGACCAUCAAGUAGAAAGAAAUAGACAGUUUUAACUAUUUCAUUUAUUAAUUUGAUUUAUUUAACAAGAAAUUAAAGUAGUCUUUAUAAAUGUAAAAAAAGCCUGACUUUUUUGUUUGAUUGUAAGUCAAUCAAAUCUAGAUGCUUCACACUUUAUUUUACCUUCCACAUUUGGGAAUCUUAUUAAUACAUAAUGCAUGAUGUAGAUGCUUCACCUUCACUGUUAUUCCUCUUAAUCAAAUGAUAAAUUUAUUAAAUAAUUAUUUUGAAGUAAUUUGUUCAUUUUUGGCAUCAGUGGCACAUAAGUGACUUGCCUUGAAAUGUAUUUUAUUGCCAGAGUCAUGCUCCUUUCAAUCCAUUUGUGCAGCAUUGUGAUGAUUUACCUUCACCCAGAUUUGAGCACUCUUGCCCAGGAAUUCAAUUACACAACUACAUCCUCCCACUCUCCGCCCUAGUGAUAUACAAUUGAAAAUGGAUAUUAAACCCUCGCCCAGGUCUGAAGCACAAUAAUGAUCAUUCUGUAUUACCUCCUUCAGUUGGGAAAUUUGAUUCGAUAUUUUCUUUAAUAAAUACUCCUUUGGGGAAUCGCAAAGGAAUCAGGACCAUGUUGGGCACUCCUAUGAAUGCAGUACAAAUCUAGGAGGCUUGCAAUGCAUAAUCCUGCACCAAUUCCCAUGCUUACUUCCACAAUUUCAAGUGCAUUGCUCAUCUCUCUCCAGAUUAGAAUUCCAUCUGAUACCAUGAUCCAUUAAGCAUAGUGCCUAUCUCCACCCAUAUGCCAAACUGAAUCCCAACUGUUCCCGAUUCACAAGCAAUAUGACUCCCAACUCAGUGCCAAUCAGGUCAUUUCUCUUGAUACCCCUGCCAGGUGCCUACCCCUGUCAUCCCAAACACUGACCAAAAACAAGCUAAACAGAAUGCCAGUUAAUUUUCUCACUGGACUCUCAUUAACACAUCCAUACUCUACAAUCCUCAAACAGAGCAUCAGUUUGCUCAUCACCAACCACUGCUCCAAUGGAAUGAUCACGGGAGGAGAGGACCGGGGAGCACAUUAUUUGCUUUUGAUGUCCAAAGAGUUAAUGGUGUAUGUUUGUAUUUUCAAAAUGUGCGCGGACCAACUAGCUAAAGUUUUUGCAGGCAUCUAUCUGCUUUAAAAGGGUAUCAAAAAUACUGGUGCCCAAGAAGAGUAAGAUGACAUGCCUCAGUAACUACUGACCAGUGGCACUAAUGUUAGUGGAAAAUGAAGUGCUUUGAUAGGUUGGUUAUGGCACAUAUCAACUCCUACAUGUCCAAGAAUCUGAACCCACUAGAAUUUGCCUACCACCACAAUACAUCAACGGAGGAUGCAAUUUCACUAGCUCUCCACUCUGUACUGGACCACUUGGACAAUACAAAUAAUGUUGUUCAGAGACUACAGCUUGACAUUCAACACCAUCAUCCCCUUCAAACUUGUCUGCAUCCCUUUGCAACUGGAUCCUCGACUUCCACAUUAACAUAACACAAUCAGUACGAAUUGGCAACAACACUUCCUCCUCGAUUACCAUCAGCACUGGGGCACCUCAGGGAUGUGUGCUCAGCCUCCUGUUCUCUUCACUCUUUAUCCAUAACUGUGUAGCUAGAUAUAGUUCCAACUCAAUCUUUAAAUUUGCCGAUGAUACCACAGUUGUUAGACGAAUUAUGGAUAAUGAUGAGUCAGAGUAUAGGAAAGAGAUCGAUCAUUUGACUGAAUAGUGCCAGAACAACAACCUUGCACUUAACAUCAACAAAACCAAGGAAUUAAUUGAUGGCUUUAAAAGAGGAAGGCCGAGGAUCCACAAACCUGUCUUCAUCGACGGGUGUCCUGGGUGUCCAUAUUUCUGAAGGUCUUUCCUGGACCCAGCACAUUCAUGCAAUCAUAAAGAAAGCCCAUCAAUGCCUUUACUUCCUUGAAAGAUUGAGGAGGUUUGGUAUGUCGACAAAUACUCUCUUGAACUUCUACUGGUGUACUGUAGAGAGCAUGUUAACUGGUUGCAUUAUGGCCUGGUUUACCAACACAAAUGCCCAGGAGCGAAGGAGAAUGCAAAAAGUGGUGAACACUGCCCAGUCCAUCACAGGUACUGAACUCCUCAUCAUCGAAGGGAACUAUGGAAGGCACAGCCUCAAAAAGGCAGUCAUCAUCAUCAAAGACCCACACCUGCCCAAGUUCUCAUUUCAUUCCUGCAAUUGGGAAGAAAGUAUAGGAGCCUGAAAACUGUAACGUCCAAGCUCAGGGACAGUUUCUUCCCAAAACCAUCUACCUUGCACAGGCUAUUUAACACCAUGACCUCCAACUAAACUCCAAAUUAUAACUGAAUUGAUUACAUUUCCUUUUGUUGUUUCUUAUGAUGUCUCCCGAGUACAUUUGCAUACAUGUUGUGCUGCUGCAAGUAAGAAUCUCAUUGUUCCAUUUCAUGACA